UCCAACCAUUACAUUUAUUUUCUACUAUAAAAAUGAUCACGUUAAGUAUAAUUUAAAAGGUAAAUAUGUGUUAGUCUAGCUUUCCGAAUAUCUAGUCUUCCGUAUUGUUCACACGGACUUGUUUUGGAAACGCACCGAAAAGCCCGGGUUAGAGUGGAGCAUGGGAGGAGAGGAGGACAGAUAUCAGAGACUGUUCAACGUGCUGACCACAUAACCAAUGUGGAAAGGCUUGCUGCUGAGGAGCUCCACCUGUCUCUUGCAGGUGGGAGCUCCAAGGUUUCUCCUCCAAGGAUGCCUUACAUCUCCAUUUUUGAGACCUCUAGCAAAGAGGCUGCUUCACAGGCCAUUUCCAAUACCUUUGGGUACAGGCUACUUCCUGACACACACUGGGACCAGAGGCUAUAAAAAAGACACCAAAUCUACUUUAGAGUUCCCUGUGACCCCAGUCACAGUCACAGACAUCAAACAGUAUCUACGCUCCAAAGAUAUUCCCUUCCACGAUGGUUACAGCUGCCUCCACAUUCCCAGCAUCUUUGUGGAUUUGUCAACCAGGAAGGAGGUCUUCUCCCUGUUCAUUGACAAAACCACGGGACAGUUUCUGUGCAAGGACACGCUGGUGGAGGGGAGCUGGGAGGACCUCCAGGACUGUUUGGAGGUGAUGCAGAAGGACGGGGAAGAGUCCCUUAACCCUAAUGUGCUUCUGGGGUAUCCGGAGAGUGUGGAGGAGCAGGAGGAGAGAGAGAGGGAGCUGAGAGAGGUGCAGAGGAUCUGGUCCACCUCUGUGCCACUCACUGACCUCCCAGAGGAUGAAGCUCAGCUGAUUAAAACCAUUUUCCAGAUCACAAAGAUCUCCAAUGCAACCCUCAAGAAGUUUGGAGUGAGAUUAUUCAAGCCAACCAAAAGCCUGGUUUUCCCCUGGUUUGGUGGACCUGAUUCCUCUUUAAAAGGGGUCAAGCUCCUGUCAGCUCAAAGAACAGAAACUGACAAAGUCACAUAUAAUGAAGCUACAGUCCCAAAGUCUAACUCCUAUUACAACUUGUUUGGCCUCCCUCUUGUGGGACGUCUGGACUCGGAGGUGGUGGUGACGGGUCACGAGUUUGACACGAUGGCUGUGAGUCAGGCAACAGGACUCCCGAGUGUUGCUCUUCCUCGCGGGGUCAGCUGCCUUCCUCCAAUCCUGCUGCCCUACCUGGAGCAGUUCAAGCGGGUGACUCUGUGGCUCGGGGGAGACAUUCGCUCCUGGGAGGCAUCAAAGAGCUUUUCUCGCAAGCUGGGCAUCAGGCGUUGCUCCCUUGUGCGGCCCGGUGAGUACCGGCCGUGUGCGGUGGAGGCUCUGGCCCGAGGUAAAAACUUAAGCAACAUCAUUAAAGCCUCGAUCCCAGCGGCCCAUAAGUCCAUAGUGUCCUUCAAGCAGCUCAGAGAAGACGUUUAUGGGGAGCUCGUCAACACAGAUCAGGUGGCUGGAGUGAAGUGGACGAGGUUUCCUGAGCUCAACAGGAUUUUGAAGGGACACCGCAAGGGAGAGCUGACUGUUUUUACAGGUCCUACUGGAAGUGGGAAAACCACCUUUAUCAGUGAGUUGGCCCUGGACCUUUGCAUGCAGGGUGUCAACACUUUGUGGGGCAGCUUUGAGAUCAACAAUGUCCGUCUAGCCAAGAUCAUGCUGACACAGUUCGCCAUGCAGAGGCUGGAGGAGAACCUGGAACAGUAUGAUUUCUGGGCAGACAAGUUUGAAGAGCUGUCGCUUUACUUCAUGACUUUCCAUGGGCAGCAGAACAUCAAGACAGUGCUGGACACAAUGCAACAUGCUGUCUACCUCUAUGAUAUCAACCAUGUCGUCAUUGAUAAUCUACAGUUCAUGAUGGGACAAGAAAACCUUUCAGUAGACAAGUUUGCAGUCCAGGACCACAUUAUCGGGGUUUUCAGGAAGUUUGCCACUAACAGCUCCUGUCAUGUCACCCUGAUCAUUCAUCCGAGGAAAGAAGAGGAUGACCGAGAACUGCAAACGGCAUCAAUCUUUGGUUCUGCUAAGGCCAGCCAAGAGGCCGACAACGUCCUCAUACUGCAGGAAAAGAAGCUGGUGACGUGUCCUGGCCGCAGAUCCCUGCAAGUGACCAAGAACCGCUUUGAUGGAGACGUGGGCAUCUUCCCCCUGGACUUCAUCAAGUCUUCGCUGACUUUUUCCACUCCCAUCAAAGGAAAACACAAGCUGAGGAAGGUCAACACUAAGCCGGAAAACGAGGAGGAGGACGAGGCCACUGCAGCGGCGUCAAAGAAGGAGGAGGUUAAAAAAGACAAGGUAGAGAAAGUGAAAGGAAACACAAAGACUCCACGAACUGUUAAAAGUCCUGCAAAUGGAAAUGGAGCCAUUCAGAAGUGAACUUUCAGAGUAUUCUCUCUGUUGAUCAGGGAUUUGAAUGUUAAACCUCAACCAGACUCUUUGUAUGAAAGAUAAUGUUCGACAGUUGUAUGUCAAUAACAGGAGGUUCAGCAAAGCUAAAUACAAGUACAUAAAUAUGAACAUGCAUAUGAAAUGUAUGAAUUAACAUCCCUGAAUCCAGAAUAUGCCAGGUAGUGAAAACGUGUUUCAUCGUGGAAUGAAGCAUGUUACAGACAGAAUGUGAAAUAAUGACAGCAAAGUGUUAAACUAGUCUUCAAAGCUUUUCUGUUCAAUGUAGUAAGACUGAAUUUGUUAAGUGUUGUUUAACGUAUUGAAAUAAUAAUGUGACGCCAGGAACUACUGAUUAAAUAGGGAUGGUAACACUAUCACUGUCUGCUUAGAGGCAUAAUACAAACCCCUGCACAUUACCACAGUGUGUUCUCUACUGACUUUUUGUACAACAAUGAUUUGUUGCUUUUUAUAAUAAACCCCCCCCAACAACUUCUAAUGCAGAUUGUGAUUGCGUUUUCUAUCUGUGGUCACCAGGGGGCGUUGUGUGCUAAGAGACUGGAGUUUAGUUAACUUCAGAUAAUUGUUGAGCAGCAAAUAUCAGCUGUCCUAUUUCCAAAUGGCAGUGAUCACUGACUACAGACAUAUGUGUUCGUUUAGUUUCGUCUCUCGGCUACAGCAGCGACUGCCUUAACAACUUGCUAACGAUUUGUUCCAUAUGUCUGAUUUAUAAAUGACUACAAGCGUGACAAAGCUCAGUUAUGCACGUUAGGAAAAAUGUAGUUUAAUUCUGCACUCUUUGGUUAAGCAGCAAGCUGUGUACCCCUCUUUCCUUGCUGUUUGACUGAGUUUCAGAGUUUGUUUGUUCCCUUUUAUCCUCCUGUGAGCCUGCCUUUUGAAUAAUGAUAAUUAAGUUCAAAUACCACGUAUGGAAGAGAAGAGUACUAAAGGUUUUAGCACACUUGCCUGUUAAUUACCCUUCAUUGUCCAACCUUGGCCUUCUCCAAUGUCACACCACACAAUGCAUUAUUUAGAGUGGGUGACUUUAAAUAAAUGCAAAGUGUUUUUAAAACAUCUUCCUAUGAAUAUUUCAUGGGUAAAGUCAACUACCCUGCCUCAGUUGCACUGGUGUGGGGUUACGAGUAGAAUCAGCAGCUCUCAGAAGUGAAGAAAGUCUGCAUUGCGCUGUGUCGUGGGCUGCUGCAGGACGUAUUGAUGGCUGAAGUGUCGCACUUUAUCACAGUCACUGCAAACCCAUAUAAAUUUCAGGUUUAUGAUUUAAAGGAUUAGUGGUUCAAUGUGGGGAUAUGAAAGUGCCUGUGUGUUUUAUACCAGGGCCUUUGGUGAUUUGCAACCUUGAAAUAUGCACUGAAUAAAUCAAAUGUCACUGUGGGAAUGGCACAAGUGUAAAAUCAAGGACCAAAGGUGCCAAAAUGGAAAAAAAACUAACUACUGAAUAAUGAAAAAAUCCAAUUUAAUGCACUAGAUACAUAGAUACAAGUUAUAGAAUAUUUUCUUUUCUGUUAUUUCGUAUUUCUGUAUUUUCUUUUACAGUUCCUUUAUGUUUCAAUAUAAAACGAGCUGGCCAACACCAAAGGCAAACACUGGACUAUUAUUGCAACACCUUGAUUAAUCUAUUCAGCUGUAGAUUUCCUUACAUCCUUUGAGUUUGUUCCAUGGCCCAAUUUGGGCCAAGCUUUGGUCUCACAGAUGGCCUCACAUUUGAUUCUAGAAUACUUUGGUAUAUAGAGGAAUUCAUAGUCCACUCAGUGACUACAAAGUGCCCUGUAACUGCAAAACAAGCCUGAAUCAUCAACCCUCCUUUGCUGUGCUUUGACAGUUGAGCUGUUUGUGCUGAUAAUGCUGUGCAUUGUGGCCAACAUCUCCACUUUGGUCUCAUCUGUCCACGGGACAUUGUUCCAGAGGUCCUGUGGAUUAUACAGAUGCAGGUUUGCACACAAAAACCAGCCACGAGAGAA
Molecule: messenger RNA, 4368 nt
Organism: Haplochromis burtoni (Burton's mouthbrooder)
Lineage: Eukaryota; Metazoa; Chordata; Actinopteri; Cichliformes; Cichlidae
Gene: twnk
Product: twinkle mtDNA helicase
Exons: 7
Coding region: 218-2380 (720 amino acids)
Biological process (GO): mitochondrial DNA replication
Cellular component (GO): mitochondrion
Molecular function (GO): single-stranded DNA binding; 5'-3' DNA helicase activity; ATP binding
Source: RefSeq, a predicted model, not a curated record